Messenger RNA from Pocillopora meandrina, 824 nucleotides. Lineage: Eukaryota; Metazoa; Cnidaria; Anthozoa; Scleractinia; Pocilloporidae. The record is from the annotation of a GenBank genome assembly.
AUGCAGAGAAUCGUUUACAAUGGGCACAAGAGAGUACAUGCUAUCAAGUUUCGGUCGGUUGCUAUACCUAAUGGGCUCAUUGCCAAUAUGUUUGGCCCUGUGGGUAAGUGCAAUUGAACAAUAUUACUUUAACACCAUCAGCAAAAAUAUGGCUAGCAUUGAUUUGAAUAACCUGAUGCAGUUUUUUUUUAAAGGUCAUGGCUAAAAUUUAAUGAAAAGUCAUUUGCUUAUAUAAGGCAGUAUAUAAAAAGAACUGCUUGAUCUUACAAGUUUGGAGCAAAUAUAAGAACAAAACAUCACUACUAUCACUUCUGUUGCUGUAUAUUAAAAUUAGGAAGUUGAUCAAUAUAGUAAGUAGCUUAAGUUUAUUAAGUUUUAUUACUUUGCUUUUUUCCUCUACUUUAGAGGGUAAGAGGCAUGAUGCAGCAAUGUUGCAUGAUUCUGGGCCACUUCAUGACCUGGAAGCCUAUGCCUACUCAGUAACAGGGCUAACAAUGUGUUUAUAUGGCGACCCUGCUUACCCCCUCAGAGUCCAUCUUCAGGGGCCAUUCCGGAACCCCCACCUUACUCCCUUGAUGGAAGCAUACAACAGUUCAAUGAGUUCAGUAAGGGUGUCUGUAGAGUGGUUAUUUGGAGAUAUCAUAGAAUAUUUCAAGUUCGUGGAUUUCAAAAGGAAUCUCAAGAUAGGAAUGAGCAGCAUUGGAAAGAUGUACAUUGUUUGUGCGUGUGCACUUCUGCAAAAUGCUUUGAGUUGCUUGUAUGGCAACCAUACUGCAACAUUUUUUGACUUUGAGCCUCCCACCCUGCAAGACUUUUUUGCAUAG